CCAAUACUCCAUGAUGGGUUCUACCGCUCUGUUUCUGCCGGAAUUAUUUUUGUGGCGCACCCCGUGUGGCUGUCAAGUAGGAAGCUGGCACAACUUCUUUGAGGCUUUUUUUCAGAUAGUAGACAAUCAUGACUUCUUUGUCGGUUUUCUAGAACCUGGAGAAUAGACAGAAUAAUGACACAAAACCAUGUGGCGGGGAUGGAGACGUCCGCCAUCUCCGUCCUGAAGCGGGCAGUGGAGCUGGACCACGGCGGCCGGGUCCAGGAGUCUCUGGUCUGCUACCAGGAGGGCAUCCAGCUGCUUAUGGACGUGAUGAAAGCCACUGUGAAAGAUGAGUCCAAAAGAGGCCACUACAGGGAGAAGAUAAAGGGCUACAUGGACAGAGCAGAGCAAAUUAAAGUCCACGUGAACCAGAUGAAAGAAGAUGGGAAAUAUCAUGAGCAGAUUCGAAUAGAGGAUGAUGCCACUGGUUACAGCUACCCGGUUCUGUUCAAGCCGUACAUGAGCAGUUUGCUCACAGAAGUCUGGGUACAAGACCCUUACAUACGGCACACGCACCAGUUGUACAACUUCCUGCGGUUCUGUGAGAUGCUGCUGACACCGUCCUGCAAGGUGAAAAAGAUCCAUCUCCUUACUUCCCAGGAUGAAGCAAACAGCAGUCAGCAGAGCAGCGCUCUGGCCGAGCUGAAAGAAAGUCUGACUGCUCAGGGAGUGAAUCUGGAUCUGCAGUACUCCUCCACAAUACAUGACAGGGAGAUCAGGUUUGACAAUGGUUGGAUCAUAAAGAUAGGAAGAGGGCUGGAUUACUUCAAGAGACCUAAGGGUCGGUUCUCUGUUGGAUAUUGUGACUAUGACCUCAGGCAGUGCCAUGAAACCAGCAUAGACAUUUUUCACACCAAACACACUAAAACACUAUGAGAUUCAUAAUGCUUGAAUUCAUUUUUCACCGCACAGACACAUCUUUUUGCUAUUUGCCUUUACAUACACACACAUGUAAUCAACUUCAACUGAGUAAUUCUUAUCAGGUUUUAAAAAAUGCUUUUGGUCACAUUGAUAACACACUGGUCUUUUUUUGUCCUUUCUUAUGCAUUUUUUCAUUUUAAUUUUACAAUGAUAACUUUUCGUAUGCUUUUAGGAAAAUAAAUUAGGUGCUUUUAUAUUACCAUAAAAUGUCUUUGUUUUAU
This is a messenger RNA of Pungitius pungitius (ninespine stickleback), 1184 nucleotides long. It is a transcript of the gene mitd1, whose product is annotated as MIT, microtubule interacting and transport, domain containing 1. Bases 175 to 918 code for a protein of 247 amino acids. The record is from RefSeq and is a predicted model, not a curated record. Lineage: Eukaryota; Metazoa; Chordata; Actinopteri; Perciformes; Gasterosteidae. The transcript is spliced from 7 exons. Gene Ontology annotation, cellular component: midbody. Gene Ontology annotation, biological process: midbody abscission.